UCCUGUCAUUUGCAGGCGUCUUGCGAGGAAGAGGCUUCCUCGCUCGGGUUCUGCCUCUCGGCAGCCCCCUUCGCCGGCGCCAUGGUUCUGGAGUCGGUGGUGGCCGACCUGCUGAACCGCUUCCUGGGCGACUAUGUGGAGAACCUGAACAAGUCCCAGCUCAAGCUGGGCAUCUGGGGAGGUAACGUGGCCCUUGAAAACUUACUCAUCAAAGAGAAUGCACUGAGCGAAUUGGAUGUACCUUUCCGUGUAAAGGCUGGGCAAAUAGAUAAGCUUACUCUGAAGAUACCUUGGAAGAAUUUAUAUGGCGAAGCAGUAGUUGCAACUCUAGAAGGCCUAUAUCUCCUUGUUGUCCCAGGGGCAAGCAUUAAAUACGAUGCAGAAAAAGAAGAAAAGUAUCUGCAGGACAGUAAACAAAAGGAGCUGGCAAGAAUCGAAGAAGCCUUACACAAAGCGGCAGCAAAGGGAGCCCAUUCUGAUUUCAUUUAUGGCUUGGAGAACAUUGUGUACAAGGAAGGCAAAUCUGGACGUAAGUCUAAAAAGGCUAAAAAGCAUUUUAGGAAACCAUUUAAAGUCCAUGAUCUCUCAAAAGAUAAACCAAAGGAAGAGAAGAAAGAUACUUUCUUGGAAAAGCUGGCAACGCAAGUUAUCAAAAAUGUUCAGGUCAAAAUCACAAGCAUCCACAUCAAGUACGAGGACGAUAUUACAGAUCCUAGCCGUCCGCUUUCAUUUGGAAUGACACUAGGAGAGCUCAGCUUGCUGACCGCUAAUGAAAACUGGGCUCCUUGCAUUCUAAAUGAGGCUGCAAAAAUCAUAUACAAGCUCUUGCGCCUCGAUGCCCUCAGUGUCUACUGGAAUGUGGAUAGUGAAAUGUUUUAUCAUGCUUCCCGGGAACAUAUACUGGAGCGGUUGAAAAAAGGAGUCCCUUCUACCAGCCAAAAGCUGCCAAAUGAUCAGUACAUAUUUAAGCCGGUAUCCGCCUCGGCCAAGCUCUAUAUUAACCCUCAUGCAGAAACAGAACUGCAGACUCCCAAGAUUGACUGGAGUAUGGAAGUCCAGAGCAUUGCUGUUGAACUGACCAAGCCUCAGUACCUUAGUAUGAUCGACCUUCUGGAGUCCAUAGAUUAUAUGGUUCGUAAUGUCCCAUACAGAAAGUAUAGACCAGAGGUACCACUACAUAACAACGCCAAGCAGUGGUGGAAAUACGCAGGUAAUAGUAUUCUUGAGAUACAUAUCAGGCGCUACACCCGCAUGUGGUCCUGGAGUAACAUAAGACAUCAUCGACAGCUUCUGAAAAAUUACAAAAACACUUACAAAAAUAAAUUGACCCAGACCAAAGUCUCAGAAGAAACUCAGAAACAAAUACAGGACUUAGAAAAAGAUCUAGAUGUCUUCAACAUCAUUUUGGCACGGCAGCAAGCACAAACUGAGGUGAUCAGGUCAGGACAAAAGCUGUUGAGGAAGAAAUCGGCCGAUGGAGAGAAGAAAGGAGGUGGAUGGUUUAGCGGAUUCUGGGGGAGGAAGGAUUCGAAGAAGAAGGAUGAUGAUGAAGAGCCAUUAGUUCCUGAAACCAUCGAUGACCUCAUGACACCAGAAGAGAAGGCAAAGCUUUUCACUGCCAUUGGUUAUAGUGAUAGUUCUCACGAUCUUACUUUACCUAAGAAGUAUGUUGCCCAUGUGAUGUCUUUGAAACUCUUAAGCACUUCCCUAACGAUUAGAGAAGACAAAAAUGUUCCUGACACUCUUAAAAUCCAGAUAAUUGAUUUAAGCACCAAAAUAUCACAGAGACCAGGAGCGCAAGCCCUGAAGGUAGAAGCAAAGCUUGAACAUUGGUACGUGACGGGUCUGAAACAGCAGAACAUUGUGCCUUCCCUGGUGGCUUCAAUUGGGGAUGCCAGGUCAUCUCUGCUUAAAAUAGAAUUUGAAACGAAUCCUGAGGACAGCAGUGCUGGCCAGAGCCUCUUUGUCCAGUCGCAGCCUGUGGAAAUUAUAUACGAUGCAAGAACCAUAAAUGCAAUGGUGGACUUUUUUCGGACGAAUAAGGGCAUGGACCUUGAACGUUUAACCACAGCCACUCUGUCAAAGCUGGAAGAAAUUAAGGAACGGACUGCUACAGGACUCACACACAUUAUUGAAACCCGAAAAGUCCUCGACCUGAGGAUCAAUCUGAAACCUUCCUAUCUUCUGGUUCCACAGAUGGGCUUCCACUAUGCAAAGUCCAACCUUCUCAUUUUGGACUUUGGUACUUUUCAGCUGAACAGCAUCCAUCAAGGCAACCACCACACUUCAGGCACUUCGCUGGAAGAAAUCAUGGACCAAGCCUAUGACAAAUUUGAUGUGGAAAUCAAGAACGUGCAAUUGCUCUUUGCCAGAUCAGGAGAAGACUGGAAAAAGGCAAGAUCUGAUCAUCCAUCAACUCUGCACAUACUGCAGCCCAUGGAUAUCAAUGUACAGCUUUCCAAAUCCAUGGUGGAGAAGGAUGUCCGAAUGCCCAAGUUCAAAGUAUCGGGAGAGCUCCCCAUAGUUCAUGUGGGAAUUUCUGAUCAGAAGAUCAAAGGCAUCUUUGAACUCAUGGAUAGCAUCCCACUCCCACAGAAGUCGGCUGUUUCAGCUUCAAGUGCAAAAGCACCUGCCAUUCUGGCUGUUACUGAUAGAAGAAAGAGUUUUCUGGAUACACCUCUGCUGCUGAAAGGAGUAGUAUCAGAAUCCGAAGAUGAGUAUUUUGAUGCUGAUGAGUGUACUAUUGCGGGAGAAACUGCUUCUCCUAAGGGUAGGGAGUCAAAGUCUCAGAGUGGAACUGGACAGGAGGAACUCACGGAUCUCCAACUGAAAUUCGAAAUAAAGGAGGUGGUCUUGGAACUCACCAGGCAGUUGCAGAGGGAAGAAAAGAUCCUUGUGUUUAAUAUAAGCCAGCUUGGAAUGGAAGCAAUUGUGAAGACGUACGACUUGAGAGCAAUAUCAUAUUUGAGGAAAAUCAGCCUGGAUUAUUAUGAAAUCCAAGGCAAAAGACAGCAGCUGCAUUUAAUUAGCUCUUCAGAUAAGCCUGGAUUAGAUCUCUUGAAAGUGGAAUAUAUCAAGGCCAAUAAAAAUGGUCCAAAAUUUCAGACACUUUUUGACAACACUGAACAAACAGUUCAGGUGGCUUUCUCCUCUUUAAACUUGCUGCUGCAUGCGCAGGCCCUUCUGUCAACUAUCAAUUAUCUGACGGCUGUUAUACCAACCAAGAGCCAAGAUGUUCCAGACACAGGCCGCUCACAGACGCAGGAAGAAAAGCAGAAUAAGGCUGGUUUGAAGAAAGCAACGAAACCCUGCAGAGACAAGGAUGUGUUUGAUUUUAAACUGCUUGCCAAGUUGGACGCCUUUUGCAUAAAUGUUUGUGAUGAGAAAAACAGUAUCGCCGAUAUCAGAAUUCAAGGUCUUAACUCAUCUCUGUUUCUUCAGUCGAGUCAAACCACUCUAUUUGCACGUCUGAAAGAUAUAAUUGUUACAGAUGUUGAUUCAAGGACAAUUCAUAAAAAGGCUGUUUCCAUAGUAGGUGAUGAAGUCUUCAGUUUCAACUUGACAUUGUAUCCGGAUGCUACCGAGGGAGAUGCCUAUGCAGACAUGUCCAAAGUGGAUGGUGUGGUCUCUCUCAAAGUGGGCUGCAUUCAAAUCAUAUACCUACACAAAUUCCUUAUGUCCCUUCUGAACUUUCUGAACAGCUUCCAGAUUGCCAAAGAGGCCUUGAGCGCUGCCACAGAAAAGGCCGCAGAGAAGGCUGCCACAAGUGUGAGAGAUCUGGCGCAGAGGAGUUUCCGUCUUUCCAUGGAUAUUAACCUUAAAGCCCCCGUUAUCUUCAUCCCUCAAUCUUCAGUCUCCUCUAAUGCUGUAGUUGUAGACCUUGGACUGAUCAAGGUGCAAAACAAAUUCACUUUGGUCCAGGGAGAGGACUGUCCGCUCCCUCCAGUCAUGGAUAGGAUGGAUGUCCAGCUGACACAGCUGAAGAUGUCAAGGACAAUCUUGCAGCCAGGUUUUUCACAGCCUGACAUACAAAUUCUACACCCGAUUAACCUGAAUCUCUCUGUGAAUCGCAACCUGGCUGGAACUUGGUAUCACCAAAUACCUGUGAUGGAGAUCAAAGGGCACCUUGAUGCAAUGAAUGUUGUGCUAAAUCAAGAGGACCUGAAUGUUCUGCUUAAAGUACUGGCAGAAAAUCUUGCAGAAGCAGACACAACUACAAGUGGUGCAAAGUCAGUAGCACAAACUGGGGCAUUUUCUAGCAGCACAAAGGAACUACCAGUUUCCCCAGGACCUCAGAGAGAUCUCCCAUUAAAUAAUUUACUGGGUACAGCAAAAGAAGCCAUACAGGAAGAUAUUACCAAUAUGCUGCUUGACUUUGAAAUAAAAAAGGUUGUAAUAACAUUAACAAAGCAGGUGGAACAGCAGAGCUUCCCGUUACACAUGUUAACAGUGUUACAGCUUGGAAUGGAAAGCAGAAUUAAAACUCACGAUAUGACGGCUACAGCGUACCUUAAAAAAAUUGACAUGAAGUGCCUUGAAUUUAGUGAUUCCAAAGGAAAUCCCCUGAACAUUAUCAGUUCGUCAGAUGAAUCUGAAAAGCAUCUUUUAAAGAUGGAGUAUGUAAAGGCCGACCCAGAUGGACCACAUUUUGAAGCAGUCUACAAAAACACUAAGCAAGUCUUAAAUGUAUCCUUUUCUUCUUUAGAUCUGUUGCUACACAUGGAUGCCUUGCUUUCGAUCAUUAAUUUUUUCUCCUAUGGCACAAGUGGCCUUUUGACGACAGAUAAGGGAAUGGAUACGAAGCUUCCAUCCGAGGAGCCCAAAACUGUCCUUGCAAAACCAGUCUCUGUUCCUGCCGCCCCUGGUAAUGUGUGUGACCUGAAGCUCACUGCCAGACUGAAUGCCUUCAACAUUUGGGUCUGUGAUCAAAAUGGGGACAUUGCAGACAUGCGAAUACAAGGCAUGGAGGCCUCUGUUUUGACAAUGACCAAGCAGACUGAGGUUUUUGCCAGGCUUCGGGACUUCAUAGUAACAAACGUUGACCCAAAAGCUGUUCAUAAAAAGACGGUCUCAAUAGUGGGAGAUGAAGUCUUCCGGUUCACAAUGUCCCUUUAUCCUGAAGCUACCGUGGGAGAGGCAUAUAGGGACAUGUCCAAGGUGGAUGGCAAAAUGUCAUUGAAAGUGGGCUGCAUUCAGAUUGUUUACCUGCAUAAAUUCUUCAUGUCACUGUUGAACUUCCUAAAUCACUUCCAAGCUGCCAAAGAAGCACUGAGUGCUGCUACUGCUCAAGCUGCAGAAAAGGCUGCUUCCAGCAUGAAGGAUUUUGCUAAAAAGAGCUUUCGCCUUUCGAUGGACAUAAACCUGAAGGCUCCCGUGAUUGUGAUUCCGCAGUCGUCCGUGUCUUGCAACGUCUUAGUGGCGGAUCUGGGCUUAAUCAGAGUUCAGAAUGACUUUAGCCUGGUUCCUGGGGAAGAAUCUUCUAAUCCUCCUGUGAUUGACAAAAUGGAUAUACAGCUGACUCAUUUAAAGAUAUCAAGGACUAUGAUAGCGGAUAGUUCUCAGCCAGAGAUUGAAAUUUUGCAGCCGGUAAAUCUCCUGUUGUCGGUCCAGAGAAAUUUAGCUGCAGAUUGGUAUUUACAGAUUCCAGGGAUUGCAGUUAAAGGAGACUUGAAGGCUAUGCAGAUAUCUCUCAGUCAAGAUGACUUAACUCUCCUCAUGAAAAUUCUGCUGGAAAAUCUUGGUGAAGCUGCGACAGAUGCUGGGGUGAUCCAGUCAACCUCACCAGAAGCUCAGAAGUUGAAAAAGAGUAAAGGUGAAACUGAGGCUGAUCACCAAGAAGAUAAUCUAACAGCGUCGGGACAGAAAGACCUUUCUGAAGUCAUGUCUAAGGAAAGUGUGACCCUUAUGUUUCAUUUUAACUUUGAAUCACUUUCCAUUGUUCUCUACAAUGCUGCUGCUGUUGAUCAGAAAUCUCAGUUCUCACUUCAUGACAACAGUUUACGUCUUGGAGAACUCAGACUGCAUCUUAUGACAGCAACGGGACAAAUGUUCUCAAAUGGCACUAUAGAUAUUAAUACUAAGUUGAAAACAUGUACACUAGAUGAUCUCAGAGAAGGAAUUCAGAGAGCAACUUCAAGAAUGAUAGAUAAAAAAGAUGGUGAAGCUGAUAGUGUCAUGAUCGAUAUCAGCUACAAGCAAGAUAAAAGUGGGACUGAAAUUGUAUCUCUCCUGGAGAAACUCUAUUUGUGUGCCAGCGUGGAAUUUCUCUUGACAGUAGCUGAUUUCUUUGUUAAAUCCGUGCCUGCAACCUCAUCUGAAAAAUCCACCCAAUUUCAGUUAAAGCACUCCAGCCAAGGGAAGCAAAAGCCAGAGAAAGAUGAGUCCCUGCAGCCUAACAUGUCCAUGGUGGCCCGGAUUAUGGAUCCUGAAGUUGUGUUCGUUGCCAACCUGACAAAGGCAGAUGCUCCUGCUCUGGCAGUUUCUUUCCAGUGUGAUUUCAGUUUGUCAAGUAGCCCUCUUGCUCAGCGGAUGACUGCUCAAGUGCUGGAUCUCAAAGUCCUGGCUUGUCCCUUCCUUCAAGGGAAAGGAGAGAAGAAUGUUACUACGGUCCUUCAGCCUUGUUCUUUAACUGUGGAGGCUGUGAUGCACACUUCGGGAAUGCAGGCUGUUGAUGUGGUCAUAGAAGAAUUCAUCAUAAAGAUUUCCCCAAUCAUCCUCAAUACCGUAAUGACCAUCAUGGCUGCCAUGAAGUCAAAGCCAAAGGACAAUGAACCUGGAGGGACCGCUUGCAACACUGUAGACCUCUGGAGCAUCAGGUCUAUCGACCAGUGUCAGUAUUGGUUUCUCGGUGUUGACAUGGCCACAGAAGCAACCGAAGAAUUCCUUGCUAAUGAGACAUCCGAAAAACAGGAGAGUUUUCAUGUGGAAGUGAACUCGGUUCAGGUCACCUUGGAGUGCGGUUUGGGGCAUCGGACCAUUCCCUUACUGUUAGCAGAAUCCACUUUUUCAGGAAUGGUGAAAAACUGGUCUUCUCUCAUAGCUGCCAGAGGCGACAUGACGCUGGAGGUCCAUUACUAUAAUGAAAUGUAUGCUGUUUGGGAGCCCCUUAUUGAGCGAAUUGAUAAUGAAAAACGUCAGUGGAAAUUAAAGUUGGAGAUGAAAGCUAAUCCAGUGCAAGACAGAGGAUUGCUGCCUGGAGAUGACUUUAUUGUUUUACCUGAACCACAGAGCGUCAUUAAUAUCACUUCAAAGGAUACCAUGAACAUAACCAUAUCCAAAUCUUCUCUGGCUGUCUUCAGCAAUCUCGCCAAGGGGUUCUCAGAAGGAGCUGCCUCCACAUAUGACUAUACCCUCAAAGACAGGGCUCCCUUUACUGUGAAGAAUGCUUUGGGCAUUCCCCUCAAAGUUCAUACCUGCAGAAGUCUCCAGGUCGUUGGAUCAGCUACAAAUGAAGAUAUUCAUGAUGUAGGAAUUGAUCAGAACCUGGAACUGGACUAUUCUGCAUUGGAGCCCCAGCGCAGAGGGAAGCUAUCUGCCUUUUAUCGCCAGGAGAGUUCCCUAUUCACUUUGAGCUUUGGACCACAAGGAUACACAGAAGUUGCCAACGUUCCCAUUGCGAAACCAGGCAGAAGACUUCACAAUGUACGGACCCCUCUCUGUGACCAUUCAGACUCCAUUAUAGUGCAGAUAGAUGCUGAUGAAGGAAAUAAAGUUAUAACUAUACGUUCUCCUCUGCAGAUUAAGAACCACUUCUCUGUUCCAUUUAUAGUUUACAAAUUUGUUAGGGAUACCAGACGCUUGGAGCCUAUAGGCAUAUCUAAGCCUGAAGAGGAAUUUCACGUCCCGUUAGAUUCGUACAGGUGUCAGCUCUUCGUUCAACCAACUGGGUUCUUAAAAGGCCGGUAUGAACCGUCCACAACCUACAUUUCCUGGAGGGAAGAGUUGCACAGGAGCAGCGAGGUCAGAUGUAUGCUGCAGUGCCCAUCGACUGAGGUCCAUUUUCUGCCUCUGAUACUAAACACCACGGCUGUCCCUGAUGCGCUAAACUUCAUUGCAACCCAUGGGGAGAACUGGGACCCAGCCUACAUCAUCCAUCUCUAUCCUACGCUCACGGUGCGGAACCUUCUGCCGUAUUCCUUACGGUAUCUCCUGGAGAGAACAGCAGAUGCCCACGAAUUGCCCGAAGGGAGCACAGCUGACGUUCUUCAUGCCAGAAUUAAUGGUGAAAUCAUGGAGUUAGUCCUGCUAAAAUACCAGGGAAAAGACUGGAACGGACACUUCCGCGUCAAUGAAACUUUGCCAGAGUUCUUCCCUGUGUGCUUUACGUCCGAUUCCGCGGACAGAAUAACAGUGGACAUAUACAUUCACGUGAGAAAAAUUGGGAGCCGCACGGUCCUGUCCGUAUACAGCCCUUACUGGCUCAUCAAUAAGACUUCGCGUGUUCUCCAAUAUCGUGCAGAGGAUGUCCAUGUCAAACACCCAGCGGAUUAUAGGGAUAUUAUCUUGUUCUCCUUCAAGAAAAGGAACAUAUUCAGUAAAAAUAAAAUCCAGUUAAGCAUCUCAACCAGUACGUGGUCUAAUGGUUUCUCUCUGGACACAGUCGGAAGUUACGGAUGUGUGAAAUGCCCGGCCAAUUACAUGGAUUUUCUGGUUGGUGUUAGUAUUAAAAUGAGCAGCUUCAACCUCACCCGGAUAGUUACUUUAACUCCAUUUUUCACCAUUGCAAACAAGUCUUCCUUGGAAGUGGAAGUGGGGGAAGUGGGAGCUGAUGGCUCACUGCCUACUAACAAAUGGAGUUAUUUUUCAUCUUCAGAGUGUCUUCCGUUCUGGCCAGAAAAUUUGUCUGGCAAACUGUGCCUCAAAGUAGCUGGUUGUGAGCGUGUGUCCAAAACAUUCUUCUACAACCGACAGGAUAAUGGGACUUUGCUCAGCCUGGUGGAACUGAAUACGGGCAUCAUAGUAGAUGUGAAUGUUUCUGAGCAUUCAACGGUAAUUACCUUCUCCGAUUAUCACGAAGGGGCUGCGCCAGCUUUGAUCAUCAAUCACACUCCAUGGGUGACUCUUAAAUAUAAGCAGAGCGGCUCACAAGAAGAGAUGGAAUUGAAGCCAAGGGAGGUGAGGCUGUUUGCAUGGGCAGACCCCACUGGAAUAAGAAAACUAACUUGGGCAUAUGCACAUAAUGUUGGCGAACAGGAUCUUCUUAAGGACGAGUGUGGUCAGUUCCCAUACAACGCCAAUACGCAAAUACAUUGGGUCUCUUUCCUGGAUGGACGCCAAAGAGUGCUGCUUUUCACAGAUGACGUUGCAUUGGUUUCCAAAGCCCGGCAAGCAGAAGAGAUGGAGCAGCCCGAUCAAGAAGUCAACGUUGCUCUUCACAGCCUGGGGCUUUCGUUGGUGAACAAUGACAACAAGCAGGAAAUUUCUUACAUAGGAAUUACCAGUUCUGGCAUUGUCUGGGAAUUAAAACCAAAGCAGAGGUGGAAGCCAUUUAACCAGAAGCAGAUCGGCCUUUUGGAGCAAGCUUUUCAGAAGAACCUUUCUGGAGGAGGGACUGAGGCGCCUGGUUGGGUUAAAAUAGAGCACAAUUUCGAGGUAAAUUUUAAUAAGAUGCCGAUGGAAAUGCGGCUCCCAAUCAAAUGCAACAUCAAGCGAGACUUCCUUUCAGGCAUUCAGAUUGAAUUCAAGCAGUCACGCCACCAGCAAAGCUUACGGGCCCAGCUAUACUGGCUUCAGGUUGAUAACCAACUUCCCGGUUCAAUGUUUCCUGUAGUGUUUCAUCCUGUAGCUCCUCCCAAGUCAAUUGCAUUGGAUUCAGAACCAAGGCCAUUCAUUGAUGUUAGCAUCAUCAUUAGGUUUAAUGAGUACAGUAAAGUGCUGCAAUUCAAGUAUUUCAUGGUCCUCAUCCAGGAGAUGGCUUUGAAAAUAGAUCAGGGAUUCCUUGGAGCUGUCAUUGGACUUUUCACUCCAUCUACAGACCCAGAAGCUGAAAAACAAAGGAUGAAGUUGAUCCAGAAGGACGUUGAUGCUCUUAACACGCAGCUGAUGGAGUCUUCAUUGACAGAUAUAUCCCCUCUUAGCUUCUUUGAGCACUUCCAUAUUUCACCAUUGAAGCUGCAUUUGAGCCUUUCCUUGGGUGCUGGUGGGGAAGCAUCUGACAAGGGCAAAGGAGAAAUGAUCGCCAUCCAUUCUGUGAACCUUCUGUUGAAGAGCAUUGGGGCCACUCUUACGGAUGUGGAUGAUCUGAUAUUCAAGCUUGCUUUCUUUGAAAUCAAGUACCAGUUUUACAAAAGAGAUGAGCUGAUGUGGAAAGUCAUUGGGCAUUACAGAGACCAAUUCCUCAAGCAGAUGUAUGUUCUUGUGCUGGGCCUGGAUGUCCUGGGCAACCCCUUUGGCUUAAUCCGAGGCCUUUCAGAGGGCGUGGAAGCUUUCUUCUAUGAGCCUUUCCAGGGAGCCGUUCAAGGACCUGAAGAAUUUGCUGAAGGUUUUGUGAUUGGUGUAAAAAGUUUGCUGGGACACACAGUAGGUGGAGCGGCCGGUGUGGUCUCACGGAUCACUGGUUCUGUUGGGAAAGGAUUGGCUGCUAUCACUAUGGAUAAAGAAUACCAGCAGAAGAGAAGAGAGGAGAUGGGACGUCAGCCCAAAGAUUUUGGGGACAGUCUUGCAAAAGGAGGGAAAGGCUUUCUACGAGGAGUUGUCGGGGGAGUGACUGGGAUCAUCACUAAACCUGUAGAAGGUGCCAAAAAGGAAGGCGCAGCUGGCUUCUUCAAAGGUAUCGGCAAGGGGCUGGUCGGGGUCGUGGCACGUCCAACUGGGGGCAUUGUGGACAUGGCCAGCAGCACGUUUCAGGGGAUACAGAGGGUAGCAGAAUCGACUGAGGAAGUGUCCAAACUGCGCCCGCCACGUCUCAUUUGUGAAGAUGGCAUCAUUCGGCCUUAUGACAGGGGUGAAGCUGAGGGAUAUGACCUAUUUGAGAACUCUCACAUUAAGAAGCUGGCAGGAGAGAUUUUCCGCUACCACUGUGCGGCUCCAGGAGGACGGAAAGCAAACGUUGUUGUCACCAACAGGAGAGUGAUGCUCAUCAAGGAAGUGGAAAUUUUGGGGCACAUAACCACAGACUGGGAUUAUUUAUAUGAAGAGUUUACACGUCCGCCAUCCGUGACCGAAAAUAUACUGAACGUAUUUGUUAAGGACCAAGGGCUGUUUCAGAAAAGAGAGAGUUCUGGACAAGAAUCAGUAAGGAAAAUUAAACUCGCCGACGCUGCUUCAGCAAAGAGAAUUUGUCAGGCGAUUGACGAAGCUCAAGCAUCAAGACUUCAGCAAAAGUUGGUGAAGCAAGCCUCUCUAAAACUAAGCAGACCAUAGACAUUGCUUUAGAAGCAGCAUCCUUAGUUUCAGUGACCUUACUCUGGAAUUAAUUUUCAGGAAAGUAUGUAGAGAUUCCUGCCCCCCACCAGCUGUUAUAGACCAAAUUUCACCUCAAAAUCAUUUCUUUACCACAUUUCAAUAUCGUGCAUGUAUAUAAUAAUGUCUGCGACAAAAAUCUAGAACGACUUUUUACAUUUCCUUCUGCUGUAAUUUUCAGUCCUGCUGAAAACUGACCAAAGCUUGCUCAAGCGAGUACAUAAAUGAAUCAAAUUGUCCAUCUCUCAAAUCGACUUGAAAUGUAUGAAGACAAUAUAGAAAACCAUCUUCAAUGUGUUACUGGAGGGUCUCAGUUCCAGAGGUACGCAUCUGCACUAGUAACGAUACCUUAUGUCAGCCAAUAAAUAGUCUUCGGUAACGUUAAUCUUGUAUAUCUGUCUGUUUAUAGAAUGUAAAGAGGCAUAUUUAGCUUAGUCUUUGCUUUAGAAAUAAAUCGUUGUUGAGGAUAGAGAUGACUGGCACAGAGUUGCCAGGAGGUGUUCGGACUGUCCUAUGCAUAAGGAGAAAAAUGCACGUACGUCAUUGAAUAAAUUGGCUUCAAGGCUUAGUGUAUUUCACACAAGACAUAUUACUGUGGAAAACGUACGUUAAUCUAUACAGACUGGCAUUUGUUGAAUUUGGUUGAAUUUUAGGCCACCUCGGUUGUUAAAGAACCACUGCACCCAUUUAUCUUGAGUCUUCUGUUUACAAGAGCCUGUGCAUGCAUUUUUGCAGCUGGGAUAUUAUUGAGCAAGCUUUAUUUGCAAAUUAAAUGUAAAUCAAGUACUGCUACUGCCAUUACAUUUCUGUUUUGAAAGUGAAGGGAUCUCAUGUGAAAAAAUCAAUGUUCCUUAAAUUUGAUUGUUUUAUUUGUCUGAGACUUUUUCACCUCUCCUUUGUAAACAUACUGUUCACUGCGGCACUUUCUCAUCCUCACGUUCAUUCAUUUCACUGUUCCUUAGCUAGUUUUGGGGUCGGCAUUGCCUCUGCCAAAAAUCAUCAAGGAUUGUGGGCUUUCAGUUUGUUUAAUUUAUAAUACAGAAUAAUAUAUCUACCAAUCGGUGAUAAAAGGGUUUUAAUGAAAGAAAAUUGAGAUGGGAUGUGCGCCUGCUUCAUGUAUAGAUCACAUUCUAUACUCUAUCUGAGUCCAUACAACAGUGUGGAAAAAAACCCCUUCAAAUAUAUAUCACACAGUAUCCUCUGUUCAGCAUUUUUAGUGGGGCUUCUGGGCUUUGUUGACUAAAAAGUAACUUUUCCAAGCUCCGAUCCACAUCAAGUCAGAGAAUACCUUUCUUUGCCUUGAUAAAAGGCAGCUCCAGAAGUGGUACUAUAUGGCCAAUUUUUUAGGGAAGCACCCCUUUGGGUUAAUUUUGUUCCUAGGGCGACUUAUACAUAUCACUGCACUAUUCCUUAUAACUAAUAGGGUUGCCUUGUUAGUCACCAGAUAUAAAGUUUCAGCCUACAAAAUUCAUUAAGUGUGUUUGCACUUUGGGUGACAUAAAAUGUAUUGUUUUUUCUACCUAUGUUUACUUCUGUUGUCAUGUGUGUAAUAUUGCCAAAUAAAGGUUUGAUAUGCA
Sceloporus undulatus (fence lizard) is the source of this 12977-nucleotide messenger RNA. It is a transcript of the gene VPS13C, whose product is annotated as vacuolar protein sorting 13 homolog C. Lineage: Eukaryota; Metazoa; Chordata; Lepidosauria; Squamata; Phrynosomatidae. Gene Ontology annotation, biological process: protein targeting to vacuole; protein retention in Golgi apparatus; mitochondrion organization. Gene Ontology annotation, cellular component: extrinsic component of membrane. The record is from RefSeq and is a predicted model, not a curated record.